Messenger RNA from Oncorhynchus nerka (sockeye salmon), 1414 nucleotides. Its product is annotated as netrin-1-like. The transcript has 5 exons. Gene Ontology annotation, biological process: motor neuron axon guidance; dendrite development; animal organ morphogenesis. Gene Ontology annotation, molecular function: protein binding. NCBI's taxonomy places the organism in Eukaryota, Metazoa, Chordata, Actinopteri, Salmoniformes, Salmonidae. Bases 37 to 969 code for a protein of 310 amino acids. The record is from RefSeq and is a predicted model, not a curated record. Gene Ontology annotation, cellular component: basement membrane.
UUAUGAAGCACUGGACUAGCUGAACUACAAGGUUGCAUGGUGGGAGUUUUUUUUGUGUUGAGUGUUGAGGUUCAGGAGGCCAAAGUUUUCAUUAAGUGUACUCAACACCUGUGUAAAAAGCAUGCGAACCGACUGACCUCUGUGUUAUUCACCCCCUCGCCUUCUCGCCAUCUUUCUGCAGCCUGCCACUGUAACCUGCACGCCCGGCGCUGUCGUUUCAACAUGGAGCUGUACAAGCUGUCUGGGCGGAGGAGCGGCGGAGUCUGUCUCAACUGCCGCCACAACACCGCCGGACGCCACUGCCACUACUGUAAGGAGGGCUUCUUCCGGGACAUGUCCAAGGCCAUCUCCCACAGGAGGGCCUGCAAAGCGUGUGAUUGUCAUCCAGUUGGCGCAGCCGGCAAGACCUGCAACCAAACCACUGGCCAGUGUCCCUGCAAGGACGGUGUGACCGGCAUCACCUGCAACCGCUGUGCCAAGGGCUACCAGCAGAGCCGCUCUCCUAUCGCCCCCUGCAUAAAGAUUCCAGUUGCAUCGCCCACCUCCACCUAUACCAGCUCUGAAGAGCCCUUAGAUUGUGAUUCUCACUGCAAGGCAUCCAAGGGCAAGCUGAAGAUCAACAUGAAGAAGUACUGCAAGAAAGACUAUGCUGUCCAAGUGCACGUCCUCAAAGGAGACAAGGCAGGGGAGUGGUGGAAGUUUACCGUGAACAUCAUCUCUGUCUACAAGCAAGGUGAACAACGCAUCCGGCGCGGUGACCAGCUCCUAUGGGUGCGUGCCAAGGACGUGGCCUGCAAGUGCCCCAAGAUCAAGCUUGGCAGGAAGUACCUGCUGCUGGGCACGGAUGACGACUCCCCCGGGCAGAGUGGCGUGGUGGCGGACAAGGGCAGCCUGCUCAUCCCCUGGAAGGACCUGUGGGGCCGGAGACUGAGGAAGUUCCAACAGCGCGACAAGAGGGGCAAGUGUUAAGAGGAGCCAGAGAGGAGAGAAAGAGAGGGGGCUCACCUCGAGUCUGAGGAACACAGGAGGAGGAGAAAGAAAGAGGAAACACCAGAGGGAGAGAGGAAAGAGGGAGAGGUGAAGUGAACAGAGAGAGAGAGAGAGAAAGUGACUGAGUGCUGCUGCUUUGAGUGGAAGCAAAAAGAGAAUAUUAGUUUUAGAAACAUAUGUGUGAAGGAGCUCUUUUUACAGUUGUUGUUCUGUUUGUCCUUCAAGGUUUGUUUCGUUGUGGAAUUGCAGAGUUUGCACCUAAUAUUUCAGAUAAGUUACUUAUUUUUUGUUUUAUUCAUGAUACCAUUAUUUUUAUAUUUCCAGUUCAUUUCUACAGAACAUCCGAAAAAAAUCUACUGUAUCACAUAUCUGUGUUUAAAGAGGCUCUUUAUAUAUAUAUAUAUAUAUAUAUAUAUAUAUAUAU